AUGAAGUGUUACCAUCUCUCGAUUUCAAUGAUUUUGGAACAUGUGUCAAAUGCCUUAAAGAAACUCGACAUGAAAACUGUAACUUGCUACUUCAUUGGUUAUCCCUCUCACUCAAAGGGUUACAGAUUUUAUUGUCCUUCCCACGUCACUCGCAUUGUAGAAACCAAAGAUGCUCAUUUCCUUGAAGAUUUUAAGGUCAGUGGGAGCAGUGAAAACCCUUAUGAUGAAUUGCUAGAAGUACAAGACGCGGGGGGGAGAGACUUGUCGAUUACUUUACCUCCAAUUACUCCUCUUGUACUCGAUGCUAAUCCACAGGACACUGCACCACCUCCUACUCCAAAUGUACCUGGAAAUGAAGACACCUCAAAUGAUCACCAUCAAGACAAUGCCACCAAUGCUCAACCCGAAAGUUUGCUCAGGAGGUCAUCUAGGUCUAAAAGGCCUACUAACUUUGAUGAUUAUGUUACCUACCUGACUGAAGCAGAAAUGGAUGCUGGAAAUUUUACCGAUCCUACCUCUUAUAAUGAAGCCAUUAACAGGUAUAUCUUUAUGUUAGCUGGCGGACCUAUCUCGUGGAAGAGUCAUAAGCAAGAGUUGACUGCAACUUCUACAAUGAUGGCAGAAUACAUUGCGGUGUACAACGCAACCUGUCAUGUGAUGUUGCUUAGAAACCUCAUCACUGGACUCAAAGUAGUUAAUUCCAUCUCUCGACCAUUGAAGCUUUAUUGUGAUAACUCAGCCGCCGUUAGUUUCUCGAACAGUAACAGUUCGACUGGCGCUGCUUUAUAUCUUGAUACAAAGUACUUGUUCGUACGGCGCGUCUUCCAAAUCCAACGGUCCCCAUCUCGCCGCGAAAAAGCGUUUGCCUUCGCCGGCACCGGCAACGCAUGGAUGCAAACUAGCCGGGAUUUCCGCCAUCUCCCCAAUUCCACAAUGGAGCACUCACCGCGUCGGCAUCCCAGAGAUCGGAAAUCCAUUAGCUCUGGCGAGGUAUCCGUCGACUUGGCAUCGGAGGCCAAAUCCGAUAGCGGCGAUACCAAUGGAAGCGGAUCCUCCACGCAUAGCGGCACAGGUGUUGAUGUAGCUCAUCCAGUACCCCCAUCGACUAAUCAGCUUAAUAAAACUGAGAAUGGCAGACCACACUCUCUAGCAUUGCUAGCUGCAAAGUUUUUUGAUGAAAAAAUAUCAUUUAGAAAGAAGCACAAAUUGUUAAAAAGAGUUGCCACCAUUCAGGAUGAUGGAACUGUACAAUUUGAGGUUCCUGGAGACAUCAAACCUGAACUCCUUGACUUUGGUAACAACAUUGUUGACAACGGAGCUACAGAGGAAGCUAAUAAUGACGUGGAAGAUAUUCAAAACUUGCCUCCGUUGCAAAUUGUUAUGCUAAUUGUUGGAACCAGAGGAGAUGUACAACCAUUUAUUGCGAUUGGAAAAAAACUACAGGAACAUGGUCAUCGGGUGAGGUUGGCUACUCAUGCCAAUUUUAGAGACUUUGUUUUGGAGUCUGGGUUAGAGUUUUAUCCUCUUGGUGGGGACCCAAAAGUCCUUGCAGCUUAUAUGGUAAAAAACAAAGGAUUUUUGCCAUCUGGGCCUUCUGAGAUACAUAUUCAACGUAAGGAGAUACGAGAUAUAGUUUUCUCCUUACUUCCGGCAUGCAUAGAUCCUGAUCCAGAAUCUAAUCAUCCAUUCAAAGUAGAUGCCAUCAUUGCCAACCCCCCGGCAUAUGGGCAUACCCACGUUGCAAUGGCCCUGAAUGUACCACUGCAUAUAUUCUUCACAAUGCCAUGGACGCCUACUAGUUACUUCCCACAUCCUCUCUCUCGUGUUAAGCAACAAGUUGGAUUCAAAAUAUCCUAUCAAAUUGUUGAUUCAUUAAUCUGGCUUGGCAUACGGGAUGUUAUAAACGAGUUCAGGAGGAAAAAAUUGAAAUUGAGGCGGUUUACAUAUCUUACUGGUUCUUUCAGUUCACCUGAAAUUCCACAUGGAUAUAUAUGGAGUCCACACCUUGUUCCUAAACCCAAAGAUUGGGGUCCCAAAACAGAUGUUGUUGGGUUUUGUUUCCUAGAUCUUGCCUCUAAUUAUGUUCCGCCAGCACCACUUUUGAAAUGGCUUGAAGAUGGCCAAAAGCCCAUCUACAUUGGCUUUGGCAGCCUUCCUGUUCAAGAGCCAGAAAAAAUGACGGAGAUCAUUGUUCAAGCAUUGGAGAUCACAGGACAGAGAGGCAUAAUCAACAAAGGGUGGGGUGGGCUUGGGAACUUAAAGGAGCCGAAGGAUGAUGUGUAUUUGUUGGAUAAUUGCCCGCAUGAUUGGCUGUUUUUGCAAUGUUCUGCCGUGGUGCAUCAUGGGGGUGCCGGAACAACUGCUGCCGGCCUUAGAGCUGCGUGCCCUACAACUGUGGUACCUUUCUUUGGGGACCAACCGUUUUGGGGUGAUCGGGUACAUGCUAGGGGAGUUGGUCCUGCACCUAUUCCUGUAGAUGAGUUUUCACUUGAGAAGCUGGUUGCUGCCAUCAAGUUCAUGCUGGACCCAAAGGUGAAAGAAAGUGCGGUUGAACUGUCAAAAGCCAUGGAAAACGAAGAUGGUGCAACCGGAGCGGUCAAAGCUUUCUAUAAGCAUUAUCCUCGCAAGGAAGUCGAUGAGUCAGAAACUAAAACACCGCAGCGUCGUCCUCACAGUUUGCUCUCUAUAAGACAGUGCUUUACGCCUUCCACGGUUGACUCCUAGUUUUGAAAGUCAAAGAAGAAAGCACAUUCUUUCUCUAUUGCAUCCCAUCUGCUGGCUGAUCAUUCCUUCCCUAUGCAGUUGUGCCAUUCUACAGUACUCUCAGUGUGUAUUCUAAUAAGAUUUCUCUGCAAAAUAUAACAGCUUGGUUCUUGGGAAAUUUCUUACUGUAAUAAAGAAGCUUUUUAGCA
Molecule: messenger RNA, 2912 nt
Organism: Cuscuta campestris
Lineage: Eukaryota; Viridiplantae; Streptophyta; Magnoliopsida; Solanales; Convolvulaceae
Source: the annotation of a GenBank genome assembly